CCUUUACCAGCAUGGCGGCGUCCAGCGUGUUCAGAGUGGGACUCUUCAACAGCAAAGUGGCGAUAGUGACGGGAGGAGGGACGGGAAUCGGGAAGGCCAUCUCCAACGAGCUGCUGCAGCUAGGAUGUAGUGUAAUCAUUUCCUCCAGGAAGCUGGAGCGGCUUGAGGAGGCUGCCAAGGAGCUCUCAGAGAGGAUUCCCCCAAGCAGUCCAGCUAAAGUAACGACCAUCCAGUGUAACAUCCGUAAUGAGGACGAGGUGAGGAACUUGAUUGUGUCCACUUUGAAGCUUCACGGUAAAAUCGACUUCCUGGUCAACAAUGGAGGCGGCCAGUUCUCCAGUCCAGUGGAGCUGAUGAGCACCAAGGGCUGGAAUGCUGUUAUUGACACCAACCUCACGGGAACCUUUCUGUGCUGCCGCGAAGUGUACAAUGCGUGGAUGAAGGAACAUGGGGGCGCCAUUGUCAACAUCAUCGCCGACAUGUGGAAGGGCUUCCCCGGGAUGGCGCACACGGGUGCAGCAAGGGCCGCGGUGGACAACCUGACCAAGAGCCUAGCCAUCGAGUGGGCAUCCAGCGGUGUGAGGAUCAACUCCAUUGCCCCAGGGACAAUAGUUUCAAAAACAGCAGUGGCCAACUAUAAAGAGCUCGGUCCAAAGAUGUUUGAGAUGUCUGUAACCUUUAGUCCAGCCAAGAGGCUCGGAGUCCCAGAAGAGAUCUCCCCAGCUGUUUGUUUCCUGCUCUCCCCUGCUGCUUCUUACAUCACAGGGGCAACACUGAAGGUGGACGCUGGUCAGAGUCUCUACCGCUCCAUGUGGGAGAUCCCAGAUCACAGCGCAUGGCCGGAUGCACCAGAAGGGGAGAACGCUGGGACCUUGAAAGAGAUCAUAAGCAAGUCAAACCUCUGAGCAGAUCGGACCCAUGCGCACACGCAUACACCUACCUGGGACAACGAAAGGGACUUAAACCACAUGCCUACGCAUCUCAUGUGUCUUGUGAUCCUAAUUGUACAUUGUUUUGUAUUGAUUUGUCACACUUUCACACAUUCUUAACAUUUUUUUUGGGUUUGUUCGUAGAGCCAACCUUGAAGAUAAUCAGGAGUAGACUAUCAUGAAUAAUGUGGAAAUGUUUUACCCCCCCUCCACCCAUGCACUGUUACUAUGGAUUGGACUGGGGAAUUGGACUAAUUUAUAAGUGAACAAGGAACACCACUGUCAAUUCCACAGGUCAUUCAU
Scleropages formosus (Asian bonytongue) is the source of this 1232-nucleotide messenger RNA. RefSeq names its product peroxisomal trans-2-enoyl-CoA reductase (gene pecr). NCBI's taxonomy places the organism in Eukaryota, Metazoa, Chordata, Actinopteri, Osteoglossiformes, Osteoglossidae. The record is from RefSeq and is a predicted model, not a curated record. The coding region runs from base 12 to 905 and encodes 297 amino acids. Gene Ontology annotation, cellular component: peroxisome. Gene Ontology annotation, molecular function: trans-2-enoyl-CoA reductase (NADPH) activity. The transcript is spliced from 8 exons. Gene Ontology annotation, biological process: phytol metabolic process.